Molecule: messenger RNA, 650 nt
Organism: Hippocampus comes (tiger tail seahorse)
Lineage: Eukaryota; Metazoa; Chordata; Actinopteri; Syngnathiformes; Syngnathidae
Product: ladderlectin-like
Exons: 7
Coding region: 80-574 (164 amino acids)
Source: RefSeq, a predicted model, not a curated record
AACUUUCUCCAACGAUCAACGAACGAUAUAAAACGGCUGCUCUUCAUCAUCCCCAGAGUCACGUGUCGAGACAGCAAAGAUGGCUCCUCUUCACCUGUUGGCCGUCCUUUGUGGGAUCAUUGCUCUGAGCCAAGCUGAUCGUGGCGCCAAAGACAAAGACAAAAAUCAUUGCCCGAAAGGCUGGACUCAGCUGGACAACAAGUGUUACAUCUUUUUCCACAAUCCCAGAACCUUUCCAGAUGCAGAGAGGGUCUGCAACGUUUUUGACGGGAACCUGGUCUCAAUCGACAAUCGCUUAGAAAACGCAUUCGUUGUUGAGCUGAUCCGGGAGGGGGCUGGUUCUGUCGUAAACACCUGGAUUGGACUGUUUGAUACACUGCCGGAAGACGAUUUCAUAUGGACCGAUGGUGAAGACUUUAAGUUCUCAAACUUCGCUGGUGGCCAGCCUGACAACAAUGGUGGAAAUGAAAACUGUGUAGAGAUUCAAGCGGACUCAACAUGGAACGACAAUGCGUGCACCGUGUUAAACCCAUAUGUUUGCUGCAGACCUGCGGAGAAAAAAGAUUGCCAUUAAUCAGCCCUCUUUGCUUCCAUCUUUCGUCGAUAAUAAUCUUUCCUUCAUCACACAACCUUUGAGACAACAUCGGUGG